AUGACAGCAGAUAUAUUGAGCCCCGAGACCUCCCCAAUUCUCUCGCCUGAAGAGUCUUCUCCCUGCAUUGUUUCUGGCCCCCUCCCAGACAAGGUCCUUGCCCACUUCAUGGUGCGUCGACCGCCGACUCCUAGAACGUCUUCUCCCCAUUCUGUCGGCGACCGGCACAGCAACAGCACUAGCGAACCUGCUAUUCGGCAGCUGCCAUCGUUAAUCACUCCUCUUUCAGUUCCUGCCGCCAUGGCUCGUCUCCCUCUAACUCCAGAACAAUCUCCUGUCGAUGAAAGUAUUCCAGAGGACGUAGUCAUGGACGAGGCUAGAAACAAAAGUUUGGAGGUUAAUCCCUGGUGCGAGUUUUGUGCAGAAUGCGUGUCUGGCAGUUGGAACGCGCGCAAGUGCAUCUCACAUUUCUUCGGUCGAAACAAGACUUGCACGAGAACAUUCCCGGACGAUGUCUGGGUGUUGUACUGCCGCAAGCACUAUCAGCGUGCCCGCUAUCGCGCCGACUCCUGGCCGUUCAAGCAAUGCGACAUCUUCCAAGAGACUUUGAACCGAAUGCAGGCAUGGGAUGGAGUGUCCAGUUUCAGGCUGACGCUGAGGAAGCGCGAACAUAUCCGGACUCCCAGCACGGGCACGGAUGAUACGUCCGCUGCUUCGGCGUCACUUGGUAUCAACCGGACUCGGCAAUCGACGCAAGGACCAAGGAGGACGAAACGCAGCCCCAAUGCGUCCGCGCCAGUGCCAUCGUGGCUUCGCGAUGAGGUGGGGGACAACAAGUCGUUUGACGAGAUCCGCGACAUCAUCAAGCGAAUCCGGGAGUACAUCCAAGCCGAACAAGAGGCUAACAACUAUGUUGCCUUUCCCGACAUCGAGAUCCUGCCCACGUUCAAGCCUGAAUUUGUCGAUGAGUUAGCAGACGACAACGACAGCAGCGACAAACCCAGCAAGAAGUCGACUCGACGAACCAACGCCAAUACCCGCGUCAGCAGACGAGGAGCAGUAAAGAAGACUGAUUAUAGGUCAUAUACUUCGACCGAUAUUCGAGAUCGGCACAAAAGUUUCAACCCAGGAACUGCUACUGCCAGACGAUCACUUCUGUGCAACACAUUGCAUUGGUGA
Rasamsonia emersonii CBS 393.64 is the source of this 1119-nucleotide messenger RNA. RefSeq lists its product as uncharacterized. Bases 1 to 1119 code for a protein of 372 amino acids. The record is from RefSeq and is a predicted model, not a curated record. Lineage: Eukaryota; Fungi; Ascomycota; Eurotiomycetes; Eurotiales; Trichocomaceae. The transcript is spliced from 4 exons.